GGCGCGGCGCCGCUCCUCUCCUUUCCUCGCCUCUCAGCGGCGGCGCCUCCUCAGCGGGAGGCGGCGCGGGCGGCCGGGUGGGUUCGGGCCGGGCCGCGCCGCCCCGGGAGCACCAGAGCUGCGGUGAGGCAAGGGGAAGGGGGCGAGAUGGCGUCGUGCGUGGGGAGCCGGACCCUGAGUAAGGACGACGUGAACUACCGCCUGCACUUCCGUAUGAUCAACGAGCAGCAGGUGGAGGACAUCACGCUGGAGUUUUUCUACCGGCCGCACACCAUCACCCUUCUCAGCUUCACCAUCCUCAGCCUCAUGGCCUUCGCCUUCACCAGGGAUGAUUCUGUCCCAGAGGAUAACAUUUGGAGGGGUAUCCUCUCUGUGAUUUUCUUCUUUCUAAUCAUCAGUGUUCUAGCAUUUCCUAAUGGACCCUUUACACGUCCCCACCCUGCGCUAUGGAGAAUGGUUUUUGGUCUCAGUGUGCUCUAUUUUCUGUUCCUGGUGUUCGUGCUCUUCCUUAACUUUGAGCAGGUAAAAGCCGUGAUGUACUGGCUGGAUCCUAAUCUUCGAUAUGCCACAAGGGAAGCAGAUAUUAUGGAGUAUGCUGUGAACUGCCAUGUGAUCACCUGGGAGAGAAUCCUCAGCCACUUUGAUAUAUUUGCUUUUGGGCAUUUCUGGGGCUGGGCUAUGAAGGCUUUGCUGAUCCGUAGCUAUGGGCUGUGCUGGACUAUUAGCAUCACCUGGGAGCUCACUGAGCUCUUCUUCAUGCACCUUCUGCCUAAUUUUGCUGAAUGCUGGUGGGAUCAAGUCAUUUUGGACAUCCUGCUUUGUAACGGGGGUGGCAUCUGGUUGGGCAUGGUAGUUUGUCGUUUCUUGGAGAUGAGGACCUAUCACUGGGCAAGCUUCAAGGACAUUCACACAACUACAGGAAAAAUCAAAAGAGCUGUAUUACAGUUCACCCCUGCCAGCUGGACCUAUGUCCGCUGGUUUGACCCUAAGUCUUCAUUUCAAAGAGUGGCUGGAAUCUACCUUUUUAUGAUCAUUUGGCAGCUGACUGAGUUGAAUACAUUCUUUUUGAAACAUAUCUUUGUGUUCCAAGCAAGCCACCCUUUAAGCUGGGGGAGAAUCCUUUUCAUAGGAAUCAUUACAGCACCCACCGUAAGGCAAUACUAUGCAUACCUCACAGAUACACAGUGCAAAAGGGUGGGAACCCAGUGCUGGGUGUUUGGGGUUAUUGCUUUCCUUGAAGCUAUUGUGUGCAUAAAGUUUGGACAGGAUCUUUUUUCCAAAACACAAAUACUGUAUGUUGUGUUUUGGCUUCUCUGUGUGGCCUUUACAACUUUCCUGUGUUUAUAUGGUAUGGUUUGGUAUGCAGAAUACUAUGGCCACCGGGAAAAGACUUUAUCAGAAAGUGAAGACAGCCCAUACAGUCCAGAUGCUUCCUGGCUUCAUUCUAAAUUCAGCAGAGCAGGUGCUGACAAUAGUCCACCAAAACAUUCAGUCAAUAGUGAAAGCCAUUCAUCUAGAAGGAGGAAUCGGCACUCCAAAUCAAAAGUAACAAAUGGAAUCAGCAAGAAAUGAAUGGUCUCUGAAGGUAUCUACGGUGUGAUCAGAGGUGACAAAGAAAAUCAGACCCGGCUCUGAAUUUCCAAAUGGAAGAUUGAUUUUUUUAAAUUUAAAAGGUAAAAAAAGGAGGUUGAAGAUAAGGAUGACAAAGGUGGAACAGACAGUGUAGUGCAAAUCAUUGCCUGCUGACACUUGCCAUUCACUGAUUUAAAUAUAGUUUCUUCAGCAUGUGGCACCAAAAGCUAAUGAAGAGUAUGCUGGAAAGAAAAGUAAUUUUGUCAUAGCAGGUACACCCUGUUUUGUGUUCAGGUGUUGCAAGUGCGUUUUUAGUAUCUUAGUUGAGGACAUAAACACAAAGGCUAGUAAACUGAUAAUCAGUUGGCAUAGUUGGUUGGAUUCUUUGGUUUUGUUUUGUUUUGCUGUGUCUUUGUUGUUUUCUAGAAAAGUAUACAAUCCUUUGACUAAAAGCAACUCUGCCCUUCUUUAUCAGUCUCACAACUAAACUUUUCCAUGCAACAGUUAGUAAAUAUUUAACAUUUCCAUAGUUGUAUCCAUCUGCUUGCUUUUAUGUAAAGUCUUUUUAGACUUUACCUGGUGACAGGGUUUUACCAGUGAAGAAACGGGUCCAGGUUUCCUGUAAAGGAUGUGGAAACUGAUCUUCAAACAUGGUUUUUCUGUUCUGCUCUUGUCCUUCUGCUUGAUUGUUACACAUUUGAUUUCUUUAAGUUUUUAAAAUACUUAAAUGAAAACGUGUUGCAAAGUGGUGGGCCAUGCUUCUUGCCCUCAGACAGAUAUGUCAUUCAGGGUUUUUUCUUCCUUUACUGCAGUGUGUUUUGCAUCUUCAUGUCAUUUUUUUCACUUGUCACAUCCCUUCUAAUUUGCUUCAGCCUCAGCUGGAACCAGAAAUUCCAGUGUCUUCAGACUGAUGUCAGAAACUGCUUUGAAGGCUCUGAUGUCCUACUAAGCCUGGUGAUAAGGCAGUUUUUUUGCUGAAGCUGAGUUGUGUACCACUUCCAUAAACAUAAUUAUCUGUGAAGGCUUGCUGUAGUCUUUGGUGUUCAAGGGGAAGCGUGAUAUUACUGUGAUAUACCCCAUUGUUCUGGUAAUUCUUAUCAUGCAGUCAGAUACCCAACAUCAAAGUCAUUCUUGCAGGUUUUGUGGUAGGUUUUUUUGUGGGUUUUUUUUUGUUUUGUUUUUUGGUGUGUGUGUAUUUAUUUUUUAUUAAAUGUAUUAGUUCUGGCAUCUAGCAAAGUGGAUAAUUCUCCAGCAGUGAAUGUAAUGAUUAAGUCAAGAGGUAAACAAUCAAGAGCAAUCAGUUCCUGUAUUAAGUUAUCAAAAUGUUUUUGUGCCAAUUAGAUUUUGGAAUUCAUGGGGUUCAGAGGGGUAGAUAGCUUAAGCAAGGAUAAGUAAUACCCUUUAGUUUCUUAGUCUUCACAAGAAAAUGGGAUUUCCUUUGAAUAAUGUUACUGUGAUUUGCUACAGGCUAAGUACUAAAAAAAAAAAUAAUGCAGCAGAGACUUGAUAGAGUGUAUGAUACUGUAAAUAGAAAAAAGUAUCCUGUGUACUCCAUUAAUUCCUGUGUGCCACAGAUUAUCAAUUUUUUCAAUGCACUGAAGUGCUGCUGCUGAACUCCUCAGAGGCCCUUCAUUUCCCAUCUUUUCAAUCAAACCUGAAGUGUAGAACAUGGGAAGUAACAUAGAAGCUUUUACGUCAUCAUUGCUACAGUGACAUUAAAUGUUACAUGAGAAAAAGUGUUAGAAAGGCUUUCUUACAACUAUUUAGUUUUCAUUCAUUCUAGAACAAUUCCAUGUAUCGCCUCCUUCAUUCGUAAUGUACCACAUUUUGAUGAAUGUAUUUGUAGAUUUCUUUGGAUACUGAGACUUGUUACUUUUUUAUUUUAUUGGUUAAUAACUCAGUCUGUGUAAGACUAAAGAAUGGCAUUGUAAAUUUUCUAUUGAUUCAAUACCAAAGCAAGAGAUUGGAAGUCUAAUUGCUUAGAUAUUUUAAGUACUGUGGUUUUCAAAGAGGAGUCUGUUUUGUACUUGCAAGGUAUAUGCACACCAGCUAUAUAUACAAAGCUUACAUGUGUAAGCAGAUGCUGAAGUCCAAUAUCUACUUGCCUGUGGGGACGGGGACAAGGACACAUUUUGUAAAUGCAGACUUGGUGCUCACACUGCUGAACUGCACCCUAAAAAUAUUGGAAAGGUAAAUAAGAAGUGUCAUCUUGUUAGAAGCCGACUUCUGUAUACUGUUACAACAGUUUGGCCUUGAAGAAAUGUUGUUUGACAACACCUUUAAAAAUACUUCCCAUAAAGUCUUUUUACUACUUUGAUUUUUUUUGUGUGUGUAUUUGGUUGGGGUGUUUUUGUUUGGUUUUGUUGGGCAUUUUUGUUUGUUUGGUUUGGUUUUUACUACUUUAAAAGAGGCAUGGCUAGGGAGAGGGGAAACUUAAGUAAACUAUUCAAAUGCUGCUUGGAAAAUGGCACUUUGUGUCCUCUGUCAACAGUUCUGGCUGGAAUUCAUGUGUGUUCUCUCAAGUCCUCCACUGACUGACAAGUGUAUUUUCAGCCCCAUUGUUUUGGAUGUAAAGCUUUGUGCUGGCAGGCAUUGGAAGGUGCUUUUGAUCACUGCUGUAAAAUUAGUGAUCUCAAUACUGUUAUUUACUGUGUUAUUGCUGAUUUCUAUAUGUGUGUAACACCUACAAUGACAAAUCACUGAGCUGUUUAGCAACAAGCAUCUAUGUAUGAGUUUUGCUGCUUGAACAGUAUUUUGUAAGAGUCACGGAUGCACUGUCCUGUUUUUAACUACUUGUUCCGUCACAGCCUCUCAUUCCUGCUUUCCUGCUUCUGAUGUUCUUGCCUUUCUCUGUGCUCUAGUCCUCUCCCCUGCUGUUACGGAGAGAUCUGAAUUGGCCUUCCAGAGGCUGUCCAUCAGUGAUGUCAGUCAUUGAAGGGAGGCUAAUUCAGGGCAGCAUGGUGUAAGCGGAGGGUAGUGGCAAGAACUUUAAAUAGUGGAUUAAAUAAAAACAAAGUUUAAAAAUGCAGGUAUACAGCGAACCAGAACUAGCCUUGAGUACUAGAUUCCAGUAUUAAAGUUGCUGCAUAGAUCAUACACAGCAUCUGGCUAUAUAUUUGGAGUGUGAUUUCAACCAGUGCUUUUGUUACUCUUCUGUGAAGAUCAUCGUUUGGUGUUCCAGCAGUUAAAACUUCAAUAUUUUUUACUUUCUUUUCACAAAGGAUGCAGAUGUUACCUUGUAUUUAAUAGUUUUUGAAUAGAGUUGCUCUAUUGUAUUGAUUGCAAAGUAUUGUAUUUUGCAAUAACUCAGUAAAUCAACCCAUGUCACCAGUA
Molecule: messenger RNA, 4905 nt
Organism: Falco peregrinus (peregrine falcon)
Lineage: Eukaryota; Metazoa; Chordata; Aves; Falconiformes; Falconidae
Gene: PTDSS1
Product: phosphatidylserine synthase 1
Exons: 13
Coding region: 148-1572 (474 amino acids)
Biological process (GO): phosphatidylserine biosynthetic process
Molecular function (GO): L-serine-phosphatidylethanolamine phosphatidyltransferase activity
Source: RefSeq, a predicted model, not a curated record